Messenger RNA from Aphanomyces invadans, 3519 nucleotides. RefSeq lists its product as hypothetical. Gene Ontology annotation, molecular function: protein binding. Bases 1 to 3519 code for a protein of 1172 amino acids. NCBI's taxonomy places the organism in Eukaryota, Oomycota, Saprolegniomycetes, Saprolegniales, Verrucalvaceae. The transcript has 6 exons. The record is from RefSeq and is a predicted model, not a curated record.
AUGGCGACGCGGAUGCAGCGGCUCGUGCGGGCGUUCUUGAGACGUCACCGAGCGGCCAAAACGCUUGUGCGAGCAGCGCGCAACCUGCUGAGCAAGAAAGUGUGGUCCACAGCACUUGUUCUUGGCUCGACGUCAGUGGACGAACCGUACUACGCGCUGUGGCUGAGCCGUGGGACAGCGAGUGUGAGCUGCAUCCAGCGCCGCAAACGCGGGUUCCUCAAGCUCGAUUCGGCCACGUCGAGGGUGCUCAACGCGCUGCACGAAUUUCGGUCGUCCAAGAGCCGCACAAAAGAUUGGGAGUUCGCUGCCCUCGAAGUCCUUGGGCAGGUCGAAGUGGUCGAGGAGUCGACGUCGUUGCAAUUGACGAUUCCACCAGAGUACACGUUGGGAAAAGCCCUCCACCGCUCCGAAAGCUUGGCCCAAGUCAACAAGACCAAACCGUCCAAGCGGACACCCACCGUGCUCGAAGCAGCCGCUGCCCUGUCGAUUCCCGACCUCCUCGACAGCCUCCACGACGGCCGCGACGUGAAUGAACGCGAUGCUACCGGGCAAUCUCCACUGCACGUUGCCAUCACGUCACUCAACGUGGACUCGAGCAAGGUGCAUGACGUGGUAGGGGUGCUUCUCGACCACGGAGCCGACGUCAAUGCCAAGGACUUCGACGGAGGCUACACGGCACUUCAUCACGCGUGUGCCAAGAACCAAUGCGGUGCAUGUGAAGCGCUUCUAGAAGCCGCCCAAGAACGACACAUUCCACUCAACAUAUCGUCGUACGACGGCAUGUACCCCCUCCACGUGCUCGCGAUCCUUGGCCACGUGGAGUGCGCUUGCGUGCUUCAGCAAGGUGACCCUGCCUGGGACGUGAAUGUUCGGGACGCUGAAGGCCGGUCCCCACUGCACUUGGCGAUUGCUUACAACCAUUCGACGUUUGUCACGUAUUUGCUCGAGAUGGGGGCCACACCGGACGCCCGUGACGGCCUUAGCCGUACCCCGUUGCAUUACGCUGUCGAAUGCAAGGUUGGCUUGGAAAUGGUGAGCUCGCUCCGUAAGUUCAAAGUCGACUUGAAUGCUGCUGACGAACGUGGGGAUACAGCACUCCACUGGGCGGCGCACUCAGGUCACCAGAAACUGGUCAACCACCUCGUCAACCUUGGCGCGGACACGACACUGCAAAACACCGACUGGGAAACGCCCGCCCAACUCGCUGCUGCGAAUGGACACGAAGGGUGUGUUGCCAUUUUCGCCCGCUCGUCCAAGAAGCAUCCGAUACCGUCCCAUGCUGCUUCUCCGUCGGUGUCGUCGUACGUUUCGAUGGGCUACACCUAUGACACGGGUGCGGCGGACUCGUCAAAUGGUAUCCCAGAGGAUAGCAGCAGUGGAACUGUCGGGGCUGUCGCAGCGGACGUUCCUCCCGAGGCAUUGCAAUGGGUCUACGACGAGUACGGCGGGUGCUACGACACGGCUACGGGGACGUAUUGGAGCCCUGACGGUCAGGGUGGGUUUUACAACGCGACCGAACCAUGUGCCACCACCACCUUCACCGCGAGCGAGAGCGCAAUCUACGACUCGAACAACUAUUGCUAUUCAGCCCCCGACAAGACGGAAGCGUGGCAAAGUGAUGCGGAGAAUGCCAAGGCUUGGGCCGACUACUACGCGAGCCAAGAUCCUGCGACCGCCGCCGGGGAUGCCUAUUUCCAGCCGCAUGAACAAUCUGAAACGGUGGAGGCGGCCGUGGCACCACAUUCACUUGCCCACCUGGAUGGAGCCGACGAUUCACUGCAAUGGAACCAUCGGGUGGAAUCACGGCCGUCGGACGAGUGGACCGAACCAUGGAUCCGUGACGACGAAUACUUGAUCGACGGCGUUCCCCACCUCAGCCAUCGAGACGCAUCGAUGCCGUCCAGCCACGACAGCUCGUCUGUGUUGGCGCUGCGGCAAUCAAAUCCAGCGCAAAGCGAUGAAGAGGAAGGACUUGUAACAGACGCGGACGUGCCAGACAUGAAAUCAGGAGCCCAAGAAACGAACCGAAGUGAUACUGGCACCGACGAGCAAGGGCAAACUUCCCAAACGCGAUCGUCGCGUGGUAGAGCGACUGCAACGGGGGGCCGAGUCGCGUCGAUCAAAAACAUCACUGCCCAUCCACCAUUGCAAGCAAUCAACAUGAGCCACUCACCCCAGCGAGAAGUCAAGUCUGUCGGAGGUGCAUGUGACCCCGUGGAAGGCAGCAAGGUCGUGGUCGUGGAUCGAGCCAAAUCUCCAGUGCAUGAAUCGGACGUUGAUGAGGACGAAGGAGCGAAGGCUAGGAAACAUCCAUCCGAUUUCCACGGGCGUUCCAGUCCCAUUAAGACACUGCACGAUGCUGACCGUCCAUUUCGUGGCGACUUGAAUGAAUCGGCCAUGCAAACAAGUGUUUCCAUGACUGAUGGCCUUUCUCGCAGCCACGACAGCGAUUCCUAUCUCGCUGGAGACGCCCUUCUUUCACUGCGGACAGAAGAAGUCGACGUGCAACAUGAUUCAAUACCAAGUCGCGCGGUGCCGUCAAGGCAAGGCAACACCGUAGAUAUCGAUGCCCCAGUCGCUGGAACCAGCCAAACCUUUGGCGGCGGCAUCGUCGACCUUCGAGAAUUUGACCAGACGCCAGAUGAGGACGCCCAGUGUGACGUACCUUGGACGGCACCUCUCUCCGAACUCUCGCCCCUCGAUUCGAAUGACGGCAUGGGCACUGGUCAGUCGAUGGCACGAGUACACGAGCUCCCCCUUGAAGCCACGGACACUGCUUCCACCGAAAUCGAUGAUUCCACUUACUUAAGCGCCAACGAUAGCAGCAUCGAUCGUGAAAACGAUGGAUCUGCCAUCGACACUGCUGCAACCGCGACGGUACCGGUGCCGAGAGCAUUCGAGACCGUGGUAGCACGCGAUGGCGAUCCUGUCGUCGACGCCACGAUCGACCAAGAACUGGUGGACGAUGGUGUCUCCAAUCAAGGCUGGUCAGACGAGUGGGCGGCGUACUAUGGUGUGUCCGUAGCUACUGGCGAUAUCGAGGCUGGUCCAGCACCAACGUACCCUGGCGCCUUUGCUGCAGACGGCACGUACAAGUUACAAAAUGCCGCUUUUGAAGCAAACUCGACUCGGAGCGACUCGCUCGCUCACCACCAUGCAACGGAACAAGGUGGUGGUGUAACAGAUGCCGCCGCGUGGGCCGAGUACUAUGCAUCGCUUGCGGCAAGAGAUGAGUACACAAUCAAUCAAGACGGGAGUGGUGACGUGGUAUUGACCAAGCCACUGGAUUCGGACGACUACUCGAUGGUCCAAGAGGGUCAUGACAUCCACCUAGAUGAGUAUAUGUUGCAUGUCCCACAACUCGACACGCAUCGGUCGACCUCCACGUUGACAACGAGCCACCACAGCGUUGCUACGGACCAUCCAAAGACUGUUCGUUUCGCAGACCAAGAUGACGACGGUGACGUCUCCGCCGUGGACAUCGAUAACAUGACGGGAUCUGUGCCGAGCGAACGAUAG